This is a messenger RNA of Bombyx mandarina (wild silkworm), 1255 nucleotides long. RefSeq names its product vesicle trafficking 1 (gene Vta1). Gene Ontology annotation, cellular component: multivesicular body. Lineage: Eukaryota; Metazoa; Arthropoda; Insecta; Lepidoptera; Bombycidae. The record is from RefSeq and is a predicted model, not a curated record. Gene Ontology annotation, biological process: late endosome to vacuole transport via multivesicular body sorting pathway.
CGAAUUUUUGAGUCACCAUAAUUUUUUGAUACAAAUAGAUAUUAUCAUCAUAUGUACCUAUUUCUUCAAAAACACUUCCACUGUAUGAAAAUUUUACGCGCAAGUGGGUUGAUGAUCCGAUUAAAUUAAUUAAAAAAGGAAGUGCCCAGUGCUAAUUUACGAUUUAGAAAUGGCAAACAUUCCUGAUUGCCCCAUGAGCCUGAAAUCAAUUCAGCAUUAUUUGAAGACUGCAGCAGAACACGACAACCGAGAUGUGGUUGUAGCAUAUUGGUGUCGCCUUCACGCUUUACAAACCGGCCUGAAAAUAACUACCAAGAAAACCCCUGAAGAAACCAAAGUUUUAAUGGCUCUUAUGGACUGGCUUGAAGAAAUAAAAAAAUCUCAUGUAGACAAUGAAGCAAUCAGCAAUGAUGUAGCAGCCCAGGCCCAUCUUGAAAACUAUGCACUGAAAUUGUUUCUGUAUGCUGACAAACAGGACAGGGAACAAAAUUAUGGAAAAAAUGUGGUCAAGGCAUUUUAUACUGCGGGUAUGAUCUAUGAUGUUCUUACCACAUUUGGUGAACUGACAGAUGAAGCUUCUCAGAAUAGAAAGUAUGCUAAGUGGAAGGCUGCGUAUAUUCAUAACUGCCUUAAGAAUGGAGAGACACCCGUACCAGGUCCAAUGCAGUCAGAAGAUGAUCAAGGCAAUGCAGGGAUGUCUAGUGGCAAUCAAGAAGCACCUUCGGAUCCACCUCAACCUACUGAUUUCACAAGUAACCCUCCAGAAACACCUCCCAUAGCACCCACAAGCUUCAAUAGCUCGUUACCAGAUCCAAAUGCAGUAUUAAGAGCUGCAUCUCAAUUACCCCCUGUUCCGUACACUCCAGAUCCAAAUCCAGGUGGUUUUGUGCCAUAUGACCCAACCCAACAACCUCAACCACCUCAGCCAACCACCUUUCAUAGUGACACUACCAAUUUGCCAACUCUUACACCUGAUCAAAUAGGAAAAGCUCAGAAAUACUGUAAAUGGGCAAGUAGUGCUUUGAAUUAUGAUGAUGUUAAAACUGCUAUUUAUAAUCUUAAGAGUGCUCUGGAGUUACUGCAAACNUAUCGUUGUUUUAGAAGACGACCUGACGAUGAUGUAGCGACGUGCGCUGACAGGCGAGGCAGCGACAAACUUCAGUCGAGCUCCCAUCAGCUCGAAUGUCAACAUGAUAAUAGUCUCGCCAACCGAACACAGUUUACAUUACAAUUCGGGUACAAGGCGUGUGGAUAA